AUGCCAGUGCGUGCUGUGACCACCAGGUUCAUGUACAAGGGACUUUGCACUAUUCCAGAUGUCCUCUCCUACCGGACCCCUGUUAACCUGCCUGAGGAUGAGGUGGAAGAGAUCCGUGAGGCUUUCAAAGUAUUUGACCGAGAUGGGAAUGGCUUUAUCUCAAAGCAGGAGCUGGGGAUGGCCAUGCGCUCUCUGGGCUACAUGCCCAAUGAGGUGGAGCUGGAGGUCAUCAUCCAAAGACUUGACAUGGAUGGGGAUGGUCAGGUCGGCUUUGAAGAAUUUGUCACCUUGCUUGGUCCUAAAUUGUCUGCUGCAGGAAUGCCUGAUAAGUUCAAUGGAGCAGACUUUGAUUCAGUGUUUUGGAAGUGCGAUAUGCAGAAACUGACUGUGGAUGAGCUUAAGAGACUGCUUUAUGAUACCUUCCGUGACCACCUCACUAUGAAAGACAUUGAGAACAUCAUCAUGACUGAGGAGAGCCACCUGAACAGUCCAGAGUCCCAUGUGGACAUUGACACAAGCCCAACACAACAGGAAAAACACACAUGUGUGCGAAAAAGCCUGAUUUGUGCCUUCGCCAUUGCAUUUAUCAUCAGUGUUAUGCUCAUUGCAGCAAAUCAAAUGCUCCGCAGAGGAAUGAAGUAAAUACAUGUUUCCAUCUGAUUGCAGCGAGAUUUAAGGAUGGACACUGAAAAAGCAAACGUUAACCCAAAUACUUUACUGCUUUUUGGUUUUGUUCAAUGUUUUC
Messenger RNA from Seriola dumerili (greater amberjack), 745 nucleotides. It is a transcript of the gene cabp7b, whose product is annotated as calcium-binding protein 7-like. Bases 1 to 642 code for a protein of 213 amino acids. NCBI's taxonomy places the organism in Eukaryota, Metazoa, Chordata, Actinopteri, Carangiformes, Carangidae. Gene Ontology annotation, molecular function: calcium ion binding. The record is from RefSeq and is a predicted model, not a curated record. The transcript is spliced from 5 exons.